Dendrobium catenatum is the source of this 2065-nucleotide messenger RNA. Its product is annotated as very-long-chain aldehyde decarbonylase GL1-1. Gene Ontology annotation, molecular function: oxidoreductase activity; iron ion binding. The record is from RefSeq and is a predicted model, not a curated record. The coding region runs from base 8 to 1870 and encodes 620 amino acids. Gene Ontology annotation, biological process: lipid biosynthetic process. Lineage: Eukaryota; Viridiplantae; Streptophyta; Magnoliopsida; Asparagales; Orchidaceae. The transcript has 11 exons.
ACUCCAAAUGGGUGCUCCUCUCUCUUCUUGGCCAUGGCAAAAUCUUGGUUCCUUCAAGUAUCUCCUCUAUGGCCCUUUAGUUGCAAAGGUCAUCCAUUCCAAAGCAUGGGAGGGAGGAAAAACAGAAGGAGUUUGGUGCCUCCAUAUCCUCAUCCUCUUUGCUCUUAGAGCUCUCAUUUUCCAGCUGUGGUGGACAUUCAGUAGCAUGCUUUUUUUAACCAGGAAAAGGCGCAUUAUCAAAGAGGGUGUAGAUUUUAAACAAAUAGACAGGGAAUGGGACUGGGACAACUUUUUCAUACCACAAGCAUUCAUUGCUGCACUGGCUUUCUACUUCUUUCCUUCUUUGAGAAAGCUCCCUGUUUGGGAUAUCUGGGGUUUGUUCAUUGCUCUUGUUCUUCAUGUGGGGAUAUCAGAGCCUCUGUUUUACUGUACUCAUAGGGCUUUUCAUAGUGGACGGUUUUUUAACUAUUACCACUCUCUCCACCACUCAUCUCCAGUUCCCAGCACGUUUACAGCUGGGCAUGGGACGCCGGUGGAGUAUAUGGUUAUGAGCUUGGUAAUGGGGUUGCCAUUGAUAGGUGCUGGUUUAAUGGGAGCUGGUUCUGUUGGGCUCUUCUAUGUCUAUGUUCUGCUAUUCGAUUUCUUGAGGUGCAUGGGACAUUCCAAUGUGGAGAUCUUCCCAAGCGGUUUCUUUGAAGCUGUUCCUUUGCUUAGAUACCUUAUCUACACUCCUACGUACCAUAGCAUUCAUCACAUUGAGAAGAACUCGAAUUACUGCCUCUUUAUGCCUUUAUUUGAUGCAUUAGGUGGAACCAUCAAUACUAAAUCUUGGUCCUUACAGAAAGAAAUAAGCUCAGGGAAGAACAUCCAUGUUCCUGACUUUGUCUUCCUAGCACAUGCAGUUGAUGCAGUGUCCUCCAUGCAUGCCUCUUUCGCCUUCCGCUCUUUCAGCUCUAUGCCAUUCAGAAUUCUACCUUUCAUUCUUGUCCUCUGGCCAGGGGCCUUCCUCAUCAUGUUGGUAAUGUGGGCAUGUUCCAAAACCUUUCUGCUUUCCUUCUACAAUCUCCAUGGUCGUUUGCACCAGUAUUGGGUGGUGCCCAGAAUUGGCUUUCAGUACUUUCUACCUUUUGCUAAGAAUGGCAUCAAUGAGCAGAUUGAGAGUGCCAUAUUGAGAGCAGAUAGGAUGGGAGUGAAGGUCCUCAGCCUUGCUGCACUAAAUAAGAAUGAAGCACUCAAUGGUGGUGGGACUUUGUUUGUCAACAAACAUCCCAAUUUAAAGGUUAGAGUUGUCCAUGGAAAUACUCUAACAGCUGCUGUGAUUCUUAAUGAGAUCCCUAAGAAUGUGAAAGAGGUCUUCCUAACUGGAGCUACAUCUAAGCUUGGAAGGGCAAUUGCAUUGUACCUUUGCAGGAAGAAAGUCCAAGUCUUGAUGCUGACCCUUUCUACUGAAAGAUUCCAAUUGAUACAGAAGGAAGCUCCUGAAGAUUGCCAGCAAUACCUGGUCCAAGUCACAAAAUACCAAGCUGCAGAAAAUUGCAAGACAUGGAUUGUGGGCAAGUGGAUUACUUUCAGAGAACAAAGGUUUGCCCCAACUGGAACUCACUUCCACCAGUUUGUUGUCCCUCCCAUCAUCGGCUUUCGACGGGACUGCACCUAUGGGAAACUAGCUGCAAUGAAGCUCCCCUUAGAUGUUCGAGGCCUGGGCAUGUGUGAGUACACGCUCGAUCGAGGUGUUGUGCAUGCUUGCCAUGCUGGAGGAGUGGUGCAUUGUUUGGAAGGCUGGACACAUCAUGAGGUCGGCGCAAUCGAUGUCGAUCGCAUAGAUAUCGUAUGGAAGGCAGCACUCGGUCAUGGUUUAAGGCCGGUUUGAUGUGAAAACACUCUGAAAGUCUCGGCUUUCUUUCUCCUCUCUCCUUCAUUUCUUGAUAUGUAACAGAGGGAACUUUAACUUGUCACUGCAACAUUGGAUUGCCUUAUUGUUAUUUUCAAUUGAAUUCUCUAUUUUGCAUGUCCAAAAAUAGCAGUGUGGCUGAAAAGGCUUUUGAGACUUUGAGAAGUGUUAAAA